This is a messenger RNA of Dothidotthia symphoricarpi CBS 119687, 591 nucleotides long. RefSeq lists its product as uncharacterized. NCBI's taxonomy places the organism in Eukaryota, Fungi, Ascomycota, Dothideomycetes, Pleosporales, Dothidotthiaceae. The coding region runs from base 1 to 591 and encodes 196 amino acids. The transcript has 3 exons. The record is from RefSeq and is a predicted model, not a curated record.
AUGCGCAACCGUUCAGGUUCAUGCACAACUGUUCGGGUUCUUGCAUGGAUCCUAUGCAAGAGCUACACUCAGCCGCAGGCAUUCACAUCAACUGCAGCAGCGUUGGGGAGUAAGGCGGGCGCCCCAAUCACGAACCGUUGGAACCGUUCUGCUUACCACCGCAUCUUCGAGGGGCUUGCCACGCCCGUCUCUACUCGCAUCGGAUUCCCGCGUUCAGCAAUCAGGCCACCACUUUCAUCUCCAUCGGCUGCGACCCAGAGGCUCAUGAUAUCUUCUCAGGACCAUCCCGAUGAAGUGGCAGAACAACGUUGGUUUCGUCAUUCUUGCUACUGCCGGUUCUGCCUUAUCGAUUUGUUAGAACGGCAGCGUGAAUUUACAACCGAUAAAGCCUACGUCUUGCGCGAGAUUAGUGCAAAGAAGUUCAAAGUCUAUUACGGGACCUGGAGGGAGGAUCAGGACGACGAGGAGAAACAGACACAGAUUUCUCCAUCGCCGUUGCUUGCGCCAACAUGUAACAACACGCAGAUUCCAGUGUCCAACAGGCCAACAACGGCAAGGAGACGUACAACGUCCGCGUCGUGGAUACGUUGA